AUGCAGCACCUCGUGCUGCUGCAGCGGCCCCCCGGCAGCUUGGGGCCUCGGCCCGUUACCCGCUUGCGGAGCAGGCGGCCCAAUGCGGGUCGCCACACGGUCCUCUGGGCCUCGUCGGGUGACAAGAGCGGCAACGGCGAGUCCCCCCCGUCGGCCCUGCCCGAGCACGCCACAGAGGUGAUGUCUCCCACCAUGGGCAGCGACUCGCCCACCAAGAAGGACCCCAGGAAGGCGGAGCUGGUGGCGGCCAAAAAGGCGGAGCGCACGGCCAUCAAGAAGGCGGAGCAGCAGGAGAAGCGGCUGGAGCAGCUGCGCGGCAAGGUGGCGAUCCUGCAGGAGCAGCUGCGGGUGCUGAUGUCACAGAUGCACAACACGGUGGCUGAGGACAUGCGCAAGCAGCUGGCAGACCAGGAGGCAGCUGCCAAGAAGCUGCAGAAGGAGCUGGAUGAGGCGAACGCCGACCGCGAGCAAGUGCAGCAGAAGAUGGCCGCCGCGGAGAGCAGGACCGCCAAGCUGGAGGCGCAGCUGGCUGCCUCUGCCGGCGAGAGCGGCCGCCUGCAGGAGCGCUUUGCGCAGCUUGAGAGAGAGCUCUUCGCGGCGCAGCAGGCCGCGGCGGUGGCCCAGGCGCAGCUUGCUGUGGAGGGCGAGAACGACGGCCCUGUCAAGGCGCUGGGCAGGGCGCAGGCAGCCAUCGACAUGGCCGCGGCGGCUGCCCAAGACGCCAAGGUCGCUUCGGACGCGGCGGCGGGGCGGCUGGCGGCGGCCGCCGCCGACCUGGAGGCGGCUCCCGGCGAUGACGAUGAGGACGGGUAUCUGCAGGACGCGCAGCAGGCCCAGCUGCUGGACCAGCUGCGGGGGAAGGUGGUGGUACUGCAGGAACAGCUGGUGGUGGCCCAAGACAUGCGGCUGCAGCUUGCGGAGCAGGAGGCAGCUGCCGCGCAGCUUCGCACCGCCAAGGAGGAGGCCGAGGCGGCUGCCGCCCAGCUGGAGGUGUCUAAGGAGGCGGCCGAGGCGGCGGUGGCGCAGAUGCGCUCCCAGCUGGCAUCCGCGCAGGAGCAGGCGGCCGAGGCACGGCGGCAGGCGGAGGAGGUGGAGGACUACAAGCGGCGCCUAGUCGAGGCCCAGAACGCGCUGGAGGGUGCCAACUCCAAGGCAGACUCAGCCACCAGUGAGAGAGACAAGCUCAAGCAGGAGCUGGAGGCGGUGCUGCGGUCAGCAGACACAGCGGCCGGCCAGGUGGAGGAGACGCGGCGGCGGCAGGAGGAGGCCGAGGAGGCGCUGCGGCGGCAGGAGGAGGCGGCGGCGCAGCUCCUGGGCAGGCUGGAGGCGGCUCUCGCCGACUGCAAGCAGAUGCGGGGCCAGCUGGCUUCAGCUGAGGGCAAGAUUGGAGAGAUGGGAUCUGAGCUGGCGAUGGCGGCUGGGGAUCGGGAGGUGCUUCGCCACCAGCUCCUUCAGCUGGAGGGCGAGCUGUCGUCGGCGCGCCUGUCGGCCCAGGACGAGCAGCAGCGGCUGCGCAGCCAGGCUGCCGAGCUGGCCGCGCAGCUGGAGGAGGCGCGGCGCGAUGCGGCCGCCGCCCAUGACCUCGCCGCCGCGGAGCGCGAGCGGGUGGCGGCGCUGGAGCAGGCCCGCUCGGCUGCUGCCCAGGAGAUGGAAGCGGUGCGGCAGCAGCUGUCGGCGCAGGAGGCGGAGGCGCGGCGCAUGCAGCAGGAGGCCAGCGACUACCGGCGCCAGCUGGCGGAGGAGGAGGCAGCUGCGCAGCAGCUGCGCCACGACGGCGACGCCAUGCGGCAGCAGCUGGCCGAGAAGGAGGCUGCCACGCAGCGGCUGCAGCAGGAGGCCGACGAUGUCCGCACCCGGCUGGCGGACAGGGAGAGGGCGGCGGAGGAGCUGCAGAGGGACGCGGAGGCGGUACGCCGCCAGCUGGCGGACAAGGAGGCAGCCGCCGAGCAGCUGCAGCGGGACGCCGACCACGCGCGGCAGCAGCUGGCGCAGCAGGAGGGGGACGCCCGCCACGCGCGGCAGGAGCUGUCUGCGGCGCAGCAGGCGCUGGUGAGGGAGGAGGCGGAGGUGCGGCAGCUCCGUCACGAGGCCGAGGGCCUGCGGCAGCAGCUGUCGGCGCGGGACGGUGACCUGCAGCACCUGCAGCACGAGGAGGCGGCAGCUGCCGCGCAGCUGCGGCGGGAGGCCGAGGGCCUGCGGCGCCAGCUGGCGGCGGAGGAGGCGGCGGCGCAGCAGGCGCAGCGCGAGGCCGCCGCCCUGCGGCAGCAGCUGGCGCAGCAGGAGGCGGCGGCGCAGCAGGCGCAGCGGGAGGCGGGGGAAGCCAGGCAGCAGCUGGCGCGCCAGGAGGACGCCGCCGCCAGGCUGGAGCGCGAGGCGGGGGAAGCCAGGCGCGUGCUGGCAGAGCAGCAGGCCGUGGCCGUGCAGCUGCAGCGCCAGGCUGACGAGGCGCAGCGCGCGCUGCAGCACCAGGAUACCGUGGCGGCGCAGCUGCGGCAGGCGCGCGAUGCCCUGGAGGAAGAGGUAUCCCAGAUGCGCUGGCAGCUGGCAGAGGGCGCCGGCUCCGACCAGGCGCAGCGCUCCGCCCAGGGCGGCGCCUCCGAGCUGCAGUCGGGGCUGGAGCAGGCGGCGGCGCAGCGCGCGCAGCUGCAGCAGCAGCUAGGGGAGGCGGAGGACAAGGCGUCCACGGUGGAAGCUGAGCUGGCGGUGGUGAUGGGGGAGCGGGACCGCCUGCAGGACCGUGUGACCCAGCUGGAGGAGGAGAUGGAAGCCGUGCGGCGCUCGGCGGUGGAGGAGCAGCAGCAGGAGAAGGCAGAGCUGCAGCACCGGGUGGCGGCGCUGACGGAUGAGCUGGAGGAGGCGCAGCAGCUGAGCGCCGCCGCAGCCAAGGCGCUGAUGGCGGCGCAGCAGGAGCGGGCGGCGGCGCUGGAGCAGGCGGAGCGGGAGGUGGCUGAGAUGCAGGAGCAGCUGCGGAUGCGGGACCAGGAGGCCCGCUUCUCCCUGGCGGCCAUGGCGGCCAGCGAGAAGCAGCUGGGCACGGUGCGCACGUCGUGGCAGCAGGAGGUGCAGCGGCUGUCGGGGCACGCCAACGAGCUGGCCGACCAGCUGGAGCAGGCCUGGAAGGACGCUGCCGCCGCCAAGGCCGCGCUGGCAGAGGCGGGGUUGGGGCAGCAGCGGGUGGCAGACCUGGAGGCUCAGGUGCAGCGGCUUGAGCAGGAGCUCUCCUCCCUGCGCUCAGGCACGCAGCAGGAGCAGCAAGGCCUGGCCGAGCGCGCCUCCCAGCUGGCAGGCCAGCUUGAGGCGGCCAAGCGGGAGGCGGCUGCCGCCCGCGGCGACGUCGAGUUUGCGGAGGACCGCGCCGCGCUCCUGGAGCGCUCGUGGGCGGAGGCGCAGCGGGAGGCCGAGUCCCUGCUCAGCCAGAAGCACAGCGUGCAGGCGCAGCUGGAGGAGGCGCAGCGCCAGGCGGCGUCGCUGGCGGGGCAGCUGGAGGAGGCACGGCGCGAGGCGGCCGCCGCCACCACGCUGUCCGCCGAGCUGACGGCGGCGCGCAAGGAGAUGGCGGCGGCCUCGGCCCUGGUUGCGGUGGAGCGGGAGCGCAGCGCCGCGCUGGAGCGGGCGCGCGCCGAGGCGCAGCAGGGCCUGCGGGACCUGCUGCGGCAGAAGGAGAGCCUGCAGGCGGCCGUGGACCAGGCCCAGAGCGAUGGCGCUGACCUGGCGGCGGGGCAGGGCGCCGAGGCGGCGGCUGAGGUGGCGGCCGCGCGGCGCGAGAUGGCGGCGGCCUCGGCCCUGCUGGCGAUCGAGCGGGAGCGGCGGGCGGAGGUGGAGAAGGCGCGGGCCGCGGCGCAGCAGGAGGCGGCGGCGGCCCUGGAGGCCAAGCGACAGGCAGAGGCGGCGCUGGAGCGGGCGCUGGGUGAUGCCGCGGCCCGGGCUGCCGAGGUGGCGGAGGUGCAGCGGGAGGUGCUGGCGCUGCGGGAGGAGGCGGUGGGCGAGGCGGCGGCGCUGGAUGCGCAGCUGGAGCAAGUGCGGCAGGAGGUGGCGGCGGCGGCGGCCAUGGCGGCUGACGUGGACGCCGCGCGCCGCGAGAUGGCGGCGGCCUCUGCCCUGGUCGCCAUCGAGCGGGAGCGCAGCGCCGCGGCGCGGGCAGAGUCGCAGCAGGCAAGCGAGGGGGACGGGGGCUGCGGGUCUGGCAGGCGGGGGCCGGCCGGGCCUGGGAGCGGGCGGGCGCGGCGGAUGCCCGCCAAGCGGCGCUGCUGCUGCGCAUGUGAGCUGCUGGCCGUGCGCGGCGAGAAGGAUGGCCUGCUGUCGGCGCUGCAGGCGGCCCAGCGCGAGUCUGCGGAGCUUGCAGCGCAGCUGGAGGAUGCGCGGGGCGAGGUGGCGGCGGCACGGGCGCUCAUGCCUGCCGACCUCGCGGCGCAGCUGGAGGAGGCGCGGCAGGCGGCGGCGCAGGAGCGGCGGCGCAGCGCGGUGCUGGAGCAGGCGUGGAGCGCGGCGCAGGAGGCCGCCGACGAGAGCCUGCGCCUGCUGCAGCUGCACAACGCAGACAUGGAGACGCUUCAGAACCAGCUGUUUGAUGCCAUGGGUGCCAAGCAGAACGGCAACGCCAACAACAAGGGCGGCGGCUGA
Molecule: messenger RNA, 4620 nt
Organism: Chlorella variabilis
Lineage: Eukaryota; Viridiplantae; Chlorophyta; Trebouxiophyceae; Chlorellales; Chlorellaceae
Exons: 24
Coding region: 1-4620 (1539 amino acids)
Source: RefSeq, a predicted model, not a curated record